UCAUGCUGCUGCCAGGUCCAGAGUCUCUCAUGGGUCCCUGUACGGCCUCCCAUUGCUGCUGUCUCCAUCGCCACACUCUGCCAUGUGCCACUUUCAGGUCUCCUCACACACUGCUGAAUUUUUUUGACAUAGGGUGCUGGCAGAUUACGGGCCUCCCCAUAGCUGCUGCCAGGCCCCUAAUCUGCCAUAGGCCCCUAUAUACCGCCUCCCAUAGCUCCCAUGCUGCAGUCCGCCUCCUCAUCUUGAGGUCCAGGUCCAGAGUCUCUCAUGGGUCCUGUACGGCCUCCCAUUGCUGCUGUGCCUCCAUCGCCACACACUCUCUGCCAUGUGCCACU
Molecule: messenger RNA, 335 nt
Organism: Staurois parvus
Lineage: Eukaryota; Metazoa; Chordata; Amphibia; Anura; Ranidae
Source: the annotation of a GenBank genome assembly